This is a messenger RNA of Pollicipes pollicipes, 929 nucleotides long. RefSeq names its product small integral membrane protein 8. The coding region runs from base 548 to 886 and encodes 112 amino acids. The record is from RefSeq and is a predicted model, not a curated record. The transcript has 4 exons. NCBI's taxonomy places the organism in Eukaryota, Metazoa, Arthropoda, Thecostraca, Pollicipedomorpha, Pollicipedidae.
UAGUAGCCUUAGGCAUCUUGUAGUGCAACCAUAAUGCCAUUGGAGUUUAGGGCACAUACAGAGGUUGCUUAGUGGACUGGGAUGUUUUGUUGCUUGAGUGGGAAUGUAGGGUUUAUUACAAAGUUUUGGAAGAAUUCCUUCAUACCAGUGCAUCUUGUGGCUGUUAAGAAUAUUUGUGUAACAAAACAAUUUAAUAGCAUUUGAACAGCAAUGCAUUUUAGCUUUGGGAACCAGCUUGAUUAGAACAUAAUACACAGCUAGUGAAGAUGUUGAGAGCACCAGAAGGUUCACUGACAUUCACUGUUAACUGAUAGCUGACUUUUGACUGUCAACCACCUUUGGGGCUUUUGGGGCCUUGAGAUCCAGGCCUUGAUGGAGGGCAGUCUUCCAGACACCACUUCCAGGCUUCCUUGUAGCAAAAUUAGGAACAGGGUCCUCUGUCUGCAGGCAUGCUCCAAAAGAUUUCCAUGCAAAAAAUAAUGCAAAAUUCAGUGUUCAGUUGAUGGGUCAAGUUGAACUGAGAAUUUAAAUUGACCAUCUAAGUCAAAUGAAUGCCAGCACAGAUUCACUGUGCCAAUGCCCUGUAUCAAGGACUGUGCAUGACACAAGCAUGGUUAUGCCUGACAAGAACACUGGAAAGUCAUCCAAUCAUCCAGGUGAUGGAAUUCGAAACGUGAAGACAACCAAUGUGUUCAGGGCUGUUAAUUUUGAGCUCUAUGCUAAGCCAAACAAAGUGGUAAUGGUCCUGGGCAGUGCUGCCUUAGCUGGUUGCCUGGGCUACAUCCUGUACAUGAGAUCGCAAGCCGACCUGAAGAAUAACUACCUGGCCGAGUCCGAAGACGGCCAGCUCCACAUCACACCAAAGAGGUCAAAGUGGGACAUGUAAGACGGUGGGAGCCGCCGCCAACCAUCAUGGGGGACGUGCGCCA